AUGCUCUCAGACCUAGACCUUUCCGCUACAACUUCCCCACUCGUCUUGAUAUCUUCUCUUCUCUUCACCGAUAUUCCCGCAACCACUAGUUAUACCCUACACUGGUCACGCCUCCCAGAUACCUCACAUCGAUUCCUUUAUAAACUUUCAGAUUUCUACCUGAUACCACGAUCGCUCAUACCUAGCAAAAGUCUACCACCGUCGGAUCUCACUCGACUGGCAUCCAUAGGCCACUGCACACGCUCAACAGCCACUCCCGCUCAAGCAUUCACCAGACCAUAUCAUACUCGAUCGAAAGUCGUCCAAAUACCAUGCCCAAAGUUGCAACUACCAACCGCCGACACAUCCUGCUUCAAAGUCGAAGACUCGCCCUCGAGGCCCAGGUGGCGGGGCUCGUGGCAGCCCAAGCCGAAACUCAACAGAAAGUGAAUCAGAUCGACAAGAAAUUGACACUCAUCGAAAGAGCCUCGGAACACGACAAGGCAGUAAACGCCGCGACCGAGCUAUACUUCAUCGAAGCCUUGGAGCACCACAAAGGUCUGCACGCAGCAAUCAUCACCCUGCAAGACCAGAUCAACUCUUUCGAGCAUUCGGACGAAAAGACCGAAGCCAUCCGCGCCACUAUGUCCACCCUCUUGAACCAUCUUGGGGCCAUGGGAGACUCUGCCGGAAAGGUCGCUACUGUCAUCAGGUCGAAUCCGCCGCUCGCUCAAAUCGAUUCGAAAGGUCCUACCGCUGAGCAAAACCCGUCGGUCUAGCGGCCUCCGAAUCACUUCAUCCAACGUCGCCGCCUCGGCCCAAUCUCGAUGACAUCCGUCAUCUCACGCUCAUUGAAAGCCUAUCGGACACCCAUCCCAAAGCUCCCAUCGUAAUUCAAAUCUCUAAAACGAUUCGCACGACACAUAUAACCACCUGCAUAAACUAGCGUAAUAGAUCGGACAAAGCCUGAUCGAUGUUGACUGCGAGCUCUCACACAUCACGUUUGUCCGU
This is a messenger RNA of Filobasidium floriforme, 990 nucleotides long. RefSeq lists its product as uncharacterized. The transcript has 4 exons. Lineage: Eukaryota; Fungi; Basidiomycota; Tremellomycetes; Filobasidiales; Filobasidiaceae. The record is from RefSeq and is a predicted model, not a curated record. Bases 312 to 758 code for a protein of 148 amino acids.